This is a messenger RNA of Encephalitozoon cuniculi GB-M1, 273 nucleotides long. RefSeq lists its product as uncharacterized. Gene Ontology annotation, cellular component: catalytic step 2 spliceosome; U2 snRNP; precatalytic spliceosome. The transcript has a single exon. The coding region runs from base 1 to 273 and encodes 90 amino acids. Lineage: Eukaryota; Fungi; Microsporidia; Unikaryonidae. The record is from RefSeq and is marked provisional. Gene Ontology annotation, biological process: mRNA splicing, via spliceosome.
AUGCAUCUCCACACAAAGCCGAGAUGCGGGAAGAUCUCUACAGACAAGGCUGCAAUGGUCUGCGAUAGAUGCUCAGGGAAGUGCUACAUUUGCACCCUGGAUGCUGGCACAUCUCCAACAAGGGUCUACAUCUGCACCUCAUGCUUCCAUUCCACAUACAAGGACAGAUGUAUUGUGUGUGGACUCAAGGAUCCAAGAAACACCGCACAUUGCUGCCGAGAAUGCCGGCUUCUGCAGAAAAACCACGACAGGUGUCCCGUAGUCAUCCAAUAA